Trichosporon asahii var. asahii CBS 2479 is the source of this 1332-nucleotide messenger RNA. RefSeq lists its product as uncharacterized. Lineage: Eukaryota; Fungi; Basidiomycota; Tremellomycetes; Trichosporonales; Trichosporonaceae. Bases 1 to 1332 code for a protein of 443 amino acids. The transcript has 4 exons. The record is from RefSeq and is a predicted model, not a curated record.
AUGGCUGACAUCAGCGUCAACUUCAUCUGGACAUGUAUCGCGAUCAACCUCAUGCUCACUGUCGUGUUUCAGAUCAACCCGAUCAUCCUCAAGCUCGAGCGAUGGUACAUCGGCUUGUCGACGGCGAUCGGUUUCUUCAUUCCCAUCAUCCCCGCGGCACUUGGCCACUUUGGUUGGGACCCGCUGAUUGAUGUCUGGCUGGUCUUGGACAUUUACCUGUGGCAGCUGCUGUCGUGUGUUGUGGCGACAGUUUGUGUCGGAGCGGGACGCGCGACUUCUCGAGCGAUGUUCGGCGGUGACAGUAUCAACCACCUGAGCCUUUCAGACCCGCAUUCGGAAGAGGAGACCAAGACGACUCGGCACCAUUUCUCGUUAGUGCGGUUGAUCAGCAAGCGUCGGCGUUCAGACCACGAGCGGGCGUUUGGACAUCUGGAAGACCGGUUCAUCCGUAUCGCUUUACGCGUGUCGCUGUACCCGCUGGCGAUGAUCGUCGUCAACACGUUGAUUGCUGCUGGCGACCUCUUCAUCACCGUUAACGGCGUGACGACCACGCCAGGCUACGCGCUGUACUGCGUGUACUACUGGUUCUACGGCGGACGAGGAAUGGUCUUCUGUUGUCUCGCGCUGUUCGUCGACCCGUGUCUCUCGAAGGGCGUGUACGCUGCGUGGCAGGCGAAGUUUCCGACCAAGCACGAGAGCCACACGCCAGAGGCGAAGGAACCUUGGGGAUCUGAGUGCGCCGCCCCGGGUCCCGUCAACACACUCGACAAUGCGCCUGUCGCGACCGUCCUCGAUAGCUUCGGGGGCGAUGGCGUCGCAGCCCCUCAAAACAGUUUACAGCGGCAAGAGUCUGGCGGUAGCAUGGACAUGCUGCAGGCCCUCUUCGCGUCUGAGCCGCCUCACGUCAUCGAGGAGCAGCGCCGCGCCGAAGCCAAGGCGGUCCGAGACGCCGCUCGUGCCGCCCGUCGGCAGUCCCGCCGUUCCUCCGUCGUCACCUUCUGGCGCCGCGGCAGCCGCGACGUCGAGAUACCCCCAAUCACACCUUCUCAACCCGCCCCGCCAUCGCUCCCCAAGUCGUCUCCGCCCACAGAAUCGCCAGGCGAGAUGGAGUUCGCAGGCGUCGACGCCGCCUUCCUUCCCGCCGAGUUCGCCGACCUCACCGACGUCGUGGCCCCCGAGGCCCUGGCUGCCGCCGCCGAGGAGGAGCGCGAACGGCGGGAACAGGAGGAGCGUGAGGCGGCCGAACGUGCCGCCCCGCCGAACGCGCAAAGGAGCUCGACAGGAUCAGUGAGCACAGCGGCGCUUCAACGCCCAACCUUGUCACAACAUUAG